This is a messenger RNA of Neodiprion fabricii, 1361 nucleotides long. RefSeq lists its product as uncharacterized. The record is from RefSeq and is a predicted model, not a curated record. The transcript is spliced from 3 exons. Lineage: Eukaryota; Metazoa; Arthropoda; Insecta; Hymenoptera; Diprionidae. Bases 360 to 1103 code for a protein of 247 amino acids.
AGACGUUGGAACGUAGAUAAGCCAUGGAGAAUAUGCUAACGUUAGAAGCAUGUCUAGUGCGCCUGGGGAAGUCUCGUAAUAACAGUUAUAUCAUUUCAUUUCUAAUAACGACAAUAACAACGGUAGUCUAACCUCGAAAUUCAUUGCAUGUAUUUUUCCGGGUAUACUAGUAAUUAAUGGCUCGAAUCACUGCGUGGUUUAUUCUGGUCUUAUCAGUUACGUAUAAUUUAGAGCCAUUCUUCUACCAUAUAAAACUGAUGAAACAAUAAUCUCGGACAUAGAAAUUCCAGUUGAGAUUGAAGCCAUUGACAAGAAUUGAUCGAAAAGUGAUUACAAAGUGACAAUUAUUACGCACCAUAAUGGACAGAACAAGGGUAUUAGAUUUGUCACGCCCACGACUAGAUUCCACGAAUGAAGUUAUUGACCUGACUGGUGAUUCUCCAGUUAUGAAUUCAGUGCAACCGAGAAUUAUGCAUACUCGUAAUACCAUGCCAAGACCAUUACGAACACCAUUAUCGCACUACUUGCUGGGACGGUUAGGGACAUCUGAAAGUCCACCUAAUAUGCCAAGAAACAUGUCUAACUUUGAAGGACACAUACCAAUAUCUCAGAAUAAUCUUGAGGAUCUAACCAGACCGCCGCGAGAUGUUAUCAAUUUCCAAAGGCGCUUGUUGCCACCCCAGGAGCCAACAAGUCUUCCAAGAUUUAUGCCUCAGCUUCAUCUCUAUCCAUCUUAUACAGAAGGAAUUUACACGCCGGAUGAUCCCUUCAUUCAAGUUAUUGACCCAGAAGAACCUCAAUCAGCAGUUAAUUCAAUUGCUAAUGAAGAAGAGUUCAGAGACAUCAACAGUUCACCACCAUUUGAAGAAUAUAGCACAACUGUACCCUGCAUAAAUGACUCCUCCAGCGGAGAACAAACUGUUUUAAGUUGCCCAAUUUGUUUUGAACCAUUAUGUGCACAGCAAAAACCAAUGACUACAACAUGUGGGCAUAUAUUUUGCGCAAUGUGCCUGAAAAAGACACUCCACGGAUCUAGAAAUAAAACUUGUCCUAAAUGUAAUGCACCCGUUAAGAUUAAAUCUUGUAUCAGACUUUAUUUUUGAGUAUGUUUGCAGGAAUGUAAUUAUAACAUUUAAAGUUGCUUCUGAAUGAUAUUAAUUGCUAUUUGCAGAUCUUUAUUGUUAUUCGUAUUAUCUUCAUAUUGACAAAAAAAAAAAAUCUUACAGAGAUAUAAUACAAAAUUUUAUAAUGUACAUUAAAUCGUAAGUUCAUCGUUUCUUCGGUAUGAAUUUUUUUAGAAAUAUCUUUUCCGCGGUGCAACAAGAAAAAGGGUAUUUCUACCGAUCUGAUUCAUUUAGUUG